CCUUGUAGGUAGUAAGUAAACAGACUAUUCUUGCGUAAACUGGGGGGGGGGUCAUCUAGUGAAUUUCACAGGAUGUAACAUGAUCUUGACAUUGCACAGCCUUCUUUGUCCAACAAUACCAUAAAUGUAUGAUGGAAUGUGAUAGGGGAAGUUGACGGUCCGUUAAAGGCGGGGUGUCGCCAUCAGCAUCAGUCCACCAGCAUCAACACCAUGAGCCGCCUGCUGCUCGGAGCCCUGCUGCUGGGAAAGCUGUGCGUCUGCCUCACAGCCACAGAGAUCCUUGCUCCUCCCGCCAACGUAAUGUUUGAUUCUGUGGAUUAUAAAAAUGUUCUGCGUUGGAAUGCGACCAACAGCAGCUUGGCGCUGUACUACGUCCAGUGGAAGAUUUACGGUGAGCCGCAGUGGUUGGAUGUGAACGGGUGUCAGGGAAUCCGGAACAACAGUGGUGACGUCAGCGAUGUGACCUCUGACCCCAGAGAGUGGUACUAUGCCCGUGUGCAGGCUUACUCGGUUCCCUCCAGCAAAUCGACUUGGAGCCUGUCGCCCCGCUUCAGCCCACGCUGGGACACCAAAAUCAGUCCACCCGUGCUGAAGCUGAACAUCACAAGGCAGGAAGUGGUGAUCCGUGUGAGGCCUCCCCGCAUGCUGGUCCGGAAGAUCCACAAAGUAUUAUACUACAAAAUCUACGUCAUACACUCCAGUGGAAAGGAGGAAGUGUUUAAGCUGGAGUGUUGCUCCAGGACAAUGACCCUGAGGCGCGGGUCCAGGUACUGCAUCCAGGCUCAGACCAUUCUGCCCCUGCAGGGACGGAGCAGCAAUCGCAGCUCAAAGAAAUGCGAUGGCACACAGUAGACUGGACUCCGAAUGGCCGAAUGAGAAGAUUUGCAUCAAUCUUCAUUAUUCGUCUUCUACCUCGACGGCUGCAGCCGAAAUGCGUCCACAACACGCCACACAUGAUGCAGUUUACAUUCAGACCGAUUUGAACUUUUCAUACUGUAGCAACUCUAAUAAUCCCAAAUCCUUGAAUAAUGUAACUGCAUUAAUUCAGGUAUUUCUCUCUUUAGCUGUGCUUUAGAAAAUAAAAGUGUUAAAAUGCAUCAUGGUGCAGUAGGAUGAAGCCUUUAACAUGCAAAAUUAUUUUCCUUUUUUGUGCAAGACUUAUUAAUUGUAUCACACAGUAUGAAUAAAAUACUUAACAUUUGCAGUGCUUCAUUGUCUUGUGGGUGUUUGAAACACUUUUCAGGGAGUUUAAAAUACUUUUUUUCACCCUUAAAACAGACAUUUGUUUUGAUUUAGACUUUAUUCAAAAUAAACUUGAAACUUUUUGAUGAAUCAUGUGAAAUAACCAAUACUGUUAAAAAAAAAACAACCGUUCAAUGAAACAGUAGUUGAAGCUUGAUGCGAUCAAGAAAGAUUCAGUGUCCAAUUUAAAGAGGUCAUACUAUACAGCUUCUCAGCAAGAUAAUCUGGGUCAGCGGGUGUCUCGUGUAAACGGUCUGCCACAAAAACAAAAAA
This is a messenger RNA of Thalassophryne amazonica, 1515 nucleotides long. RefSeq names its product interleukin 22 receptor, alpha 2 (gene il22ra2). Lineage: Eukaryota; Metazoa; Chordata; Actinopteri; Batrachoidiformes; Batrachoididae. The record is from RefSeq and is a predicted model, not a curated record. Gene Ontology annotation, molecular function: protein binding.